UAAGUGGGUCUCUAAGGGUUGUGUUGAUCAAGUACAGGCUUUCUGUGGUACACUGCCCUCAAGGUACUGUUAUUGUUUGGCUUCUUCCAGCAAUGGCUACUAUCAUCUUGAGCAAUGGUACCAUAGACACCAUCCCUAAGGAGUCUGUGGACCAUCAACGACGGUUGUCGAUCGUCCUUAAAGGACAGAAGUUUAUAGUUGGUGGCCACCCAUUUCUCCUAGAUGUCCCACCUAACAUUGUGGCCACUCCAUCCACAUUCCCGCAGGCUGGGAAGGUGGUGGACACGGCCGGGUGCUUUGUCGGGUUCGAGUCGGUCGAACCACAGAGCCGGCAUGUUGAACCCCUUGGGAGGCUAAUGGGAAUCAGGUUCAUGAGCAUAUUCACAUUUAGAAUAUGGUGGACCACUCAUUGGGUGGGGAACAAUGGCAGUGAUAUAGAGCCUGAGACCCAGAUGGUGAUCUUGGACAGAUCGGCUGAUGGGCGGCCGUACGUUCUUCUGCUCCCACUCAUCGAGGGCCCAUUUCGAGCCUCGCUCCAAGCGGGCCAUGACGAGUAUGUGGACAUGUGCGUCGAGAGCGGUUCGACACAGGUAAGUGGGUCCAGCUUCAGGAGCUGCUUGUAUAUGCAUGCUGGAGAUGACCCAUAUGACCUUGUGAGGGAUGCAAUGAAAGUGCUGAGGGUGCACCUGAAUACCUUCAGGCUCUUAGAAGAGAAGAGCCCACCAGGUAUAGUUGAUAAGUUCGGGUGGUGCACCUGGAAUGCAUUUUACCUGAAUGUGCACCCUGAAGGGGUUUGGGAAGGGGUCAAAGGUCUGGUUGAUGGGGGUGUCCCACCUGGGCUGAUUAUCAUGGACGAUGGAUGGCAGUCCACGUGUCAUGACGACGAUCCAGCUGACCAGGAGAACAUGACUCGGACGGUCGAGGGUGAGCAGAUUUCAUGCAGGCUAAGGAAGUUUCAAGAGAACUACAAGUUGAGGGAUUACCAGAGCAAAGUCCCAAGUGGGGGUGAGGACCACAUCAAUGGAUGGCCUGGAGAGUCCCCUGUCAAAGGCAUGGGGGCUUUUAUCAGGGAUUUGAAGAGCAGUUUCAAGACAGUGAAGUAUGUGUACGUGUGGCACGCUUUGUGUGCCUAUUGGGGUGGGAUCAAGCCCAACGUGCCAGGUAUGCCUGAAUCAAGGGUCCUUGUACCUACGAUCUCUCCAGGGCUGGAGAAGAGUAUGGAGGAUCUCGCCCUCAGUAAGCUUAUGAGGAAUGGGGUGGGUCUGGUCCCACCUGAGAUGGUCCACCAGAUGUACGAAGGUCUGCACUCCCAUAUGGCUUCUUUGGGGAUAGAUGGUGUCAAGGUGGACGUCAUUCACCAACUGGAAAUGUUGGGCGAAGACUACGGAGGGAGAGUGGAGCUGGCAAAGGCAUACUUCAAGGCCAUGAGUUCAUCUGUAAACAAGCAUUUCAAUGGCAAUGGUGUCAUUGCUAGUAUGGAGCAAAGCAACGAUUUCAUGUUCCUUGGAACGGAGGCAAUUUCACUCGGUCGUGUUGGGGAUGACUUCUGGUGCACCGAUGCAUCCGACGUUUGGCUACAAGGGUGUCACAUGGUGCACUGUGCGUACAAUAGCCUUUGGAUGGGUAACUUCUUCCACCCUGACUGGGACAUGUUCCAAUCUACACACCCAUGUGCAAGGUUCCAUGCUGCAUCUCGGGCCAUCUCAGGUGGGCCGGUCUAUGUGAGUGAUACGGUUGGAAAGCAUGACUUCCAGCUGCUUAAGACCCUUGUGCUGCCUGAUGGAACGAUCCUACGGUGCGAUUUCUAUGCCCUCCCUACCAGGGAUUGCCUCUUUGAAGAUCCACUGCUUGAUGGGAAAACCAUGCUCAAGAUAUGGAACCUAAACAAGUACACUGGAGUCUUAGGAGCAUUCAACUGCCAAGGAGGAGGAUGGUGUCGUAAAGCGAGGAAAACCAAAUGCUACGCCGAACAUUCACAUGCGGUAACAUCCACAACGACUGCGAACGAGAUCGAAUGGAAUAAAGGAAGAAAUCCAUUUCCCAUUGAAGGAGUCGAAUCGUUCGCAAUCUAUUUCUUUCAAACAAAGAAGUUACUUCUUGUGAAGCCGGAUGAAUACAUAGAAAUCAUUUUGGAAGCAUUUGAUUUCGAGCUCUUGACGGUUUCGCCUGUGAAGAUCUUACAAAAGAAAAUGGUCCAAUUCGCUCCGAUUGGAUUAGCGAACAUGCUAAAUACAGGUGGAGCAGUUCAAUCUCUAGAAUUUGAUGACGAAAAGAGGUUGAUUCGAGUCGGGGUGAAGGGGACUGGAGAAAUGAGGGCGUACUCGUCUGAGAAACCGAAAGCUUGCCGAAUCAACGGAAAAGAAGUGGGAUUUGAAUAUGAAGAACAAAUGGUUGUGAUUCAAGUUCCAUGGCCUGAAAGUUCGAAGCUAAGUGUAAUUGAGUAUUUGUUUUGAAAUGGGGUGGGCCACCAUUUCUAGGAGAAAAAUCACAUUAUAUGGAGUGUACCGUUAUAGGUGAAUAAGAUGGAACUUUCAUGGUUCUCA
This is a messenger RNA of Magnolia sinica, 2543 nucleotides long. Its product is annotated as galactinol--sucrose galactosyltransferase-like. Gene Ontology annotation, molecular function: galactinol-sucrose galactosyltransferase activity. Lineage: Eukaryota; Viridiplantae; Streptophyta; Magnoliopsida; Magnoliales; Magnoliaceae. The record is from RefSeq and is a predicted model, not a curated record. Bases 93 to 2453 code for a protein of 786 amino acids. The transcript has 4 exons.